GGUUUCUUUGGCAGCCCGUGACGAAAUCAGUGCGGCUAUAAAGCGCGCACCUGGAGACUGCGCUUGGGUAGCUGACGUGACGAGGAGCACUCAGAAACCGGCCACACAGCCACAGCAAAAGCAACAUGACCGCCAACUUCUGCGUGUUCUGCCUCUCCUUGCUCCUGCUUUUGAACUCCAUCGGGGCCAAACCGCUCUCCGAGUUACAGGAGAGCAUUAAGGAGCUCCUGGAGGAGGAACAAACGGCGAACGCGCCUUUCAUUGGUCCGGAGGUGUCGGAGUCGGAGUCGGCGUCGGAGUCGGAGCGGGGAGGCGGGACGGCAGAGCGCCGCGCUCUGAGUGGAAGCGCCUGGACCGUCGGGGAGAUCAGCGGCGCGCUCGCGGCUAAGGAGAACGCUCUGGAUCGCCUCAUCGGGGACAUCCUGUCCGUGUCCAAACGCAGUCGCUUCAAGAAAGGUGGCCUAAGGAGCUGUUUUGGUGUUAGGCUAGAGCGCAUCGGCUCUUUCAGUGGUCUGGGAUGCUAGAAGCGUCAGGAGCGGUUUGUACUGGAACAGGGCACUGAAACUCCUUACUUGAACUCCUCGGGCAGGGCACAUGCCUUUUUAUUUAUUUAUUUAUUUAACGUUAUUCUGAAGUAUUGACAUGUUUACAGCUGUGCGCAGAGCAUCGUCUGCUGAGUGUUAUUUAUUCUGUGGUAACUGUGUAGAAUUGUAAAUAUAUUUUUUGUUAAUAUCAUCUAAAGCUUUUACUGCUUCUUCUGUGUAUGUAUUUAUUUCUUCUCCAAAUUCAUGUCAUAGACUGAAAGGUGUGGAAUAAUGAAUAAAUAUUUUGCAUAAUA
Messenger RNA from Ictalurus punctatus (channel catfish), 838 nucleotides. It is a transcript of the gene nppal, whose product is annotated as natriuretic peptide A-like. Gene Ontology annotation, cellular component: extracellular region. Lineage: Eukaryota; Metazoa; Chordata; Actinopteri; Siluriformes; Ictaluridae. The record is from RefSeq and is a predicted model, not a curated record. The transcript has 3 exons. Gene Ontology annotation, molecular function: hormone activity; hormone receptor binding. The coding region runs from base 126 to 524 and encodes 132 amino acids.